UUCAUUUCUAGUUAUCCCCGUGAAAAGGAUCAAGGUGUUGCCUUUGAAAAGAAGAUUGCUCCUGCUGAUUUAGUCAUGUUCUUUGACUGUCAAGAUGCCACAUUGGUUUCCCGUGUUAUGGCCCGUGCUGCUGCCUCUACCGAGAAACGUGCAGAUGAUAACGAAGAGACCAUUAAGACCCGUAUUGCCACCUUCAGAUCGAACACUAAUGAUAUUUUGUCUCAAUACACUGAUAAAACUUUAGUGAUCAAUGCUGAACGCGGUGUCGAUGAAAUUUUCAAUGAUGUCACCUGUGCCUUGGACUGUUUGAUACAGAAGAAAGCUGUUGCCGUUGCACAAGCAUAAAACUGAAGUCUCAAAUUAAUUUAAUUUAUAACUAUUUUUUGUUCUAGUUUUAAAACUCUCAAACCAAAGAAAUUAAAUAAAAAAACACAAAUUUUCAAAAUAGUAAA
This is a messenger RNA of Lucilia cuprina (Australian sheep blowfly), 452 nucleotides long. RefSeq names its product adenylate kinase isoenzyme 1 (gene Ak1). The transcript has 3 exons. Gene Ontology annotation, biological process: nucleoside triphosphate biosynthetic process. Gene Ontology annotation, cellular component: cytosol; cytoplasm. NCBI's taxonomy places the organism in Eukaryota, Metazoa, Arthropoda, Insecta, Diptera, Calliphoridae. The annotation marks the transcript as partial. The record is from RefSeq and is a predicted model, not a curated record. Gene Ontology annotation, molecular function: ATP binding; AMP kinase activity.